Molecule: messenger RNA, 884 nt
Organism: Phytophthora infestans T30-4
Lineage: Eukaryota; Oomycota; Peronosporomycetes; Peronosporales; Peronosporaceae
Exons: 3
Coding region: 1-678 (225 amino acids)
Biological process (GO): proton motive force-driven ATP synthesis
Molecular function (GO): proton transmembrane transporter activity
Source: RefSeq, a predicted model, not a curated record
AUGUCCGCACCCGUCCAGCUCAAGAAUCGCUCCGCAAGACUUGCAGGCCUCGCACCGCGUCGAGUUAUCGCCUUCCAGGAUGGCAGCAACGGCAACGGCGGUGUGCCUUCGCCGCCUUUCGCUAAGAUGCUCCAGCUACGCAAGCAAGUUGUGCGCCGCGCGCUGCAGACGCGUGCCAUCGAGUGGACCGCCAUCUCGCAGAAGCUGACUGACCCGCGUGCCCGCGCUGCCCUGGACAGCCUCCGUGACGUGCACGGCCAGGUCGCCGCCGAGGCCCGUAACUACGUGAAGGAGCCUGAGGCGAUCGACUUCGAUUACUACCGCUCGGUCAUCAAGAACAAGGAGCUGGUGGACGCCAUGGAGGCUAACUACAAGAGCAUCUCCUUCCCGACCAUCACUCCCGAGGAGCUGGACGCCUCUGCCAAGUCGGCUGACCUUCCGGAGGAGCUGCGUUUGAACGAGCAGGAGACGGUCGACAAGCUCUUCGCCCAGCUGGACGAGAAGGUGACGGACUCGAAGGCCCGCAUUGAGGAGCUGAAGGAGCUCAUCGGUCUGAUGGAGGAGACCCGCACGACGCUGGCCACGACUAUGGAUGAGGUGACGGCCAUGUACCCGGAGGUUGAGGAGGAGAUCGACGACGAAAUCGCCAACCUCGACUGGGAGAAGGACACGCAGUAAGAUGCUGUCAUCUAAGGACAGAUAAAAAUCUUGGACGCUGCAGCUUUCUACAAGAAUACAGAUGCAAAGUGGACGAGGGAGGCUUGAUCAAGCAGGCGAGCAAGUGAGCACGUACAGCACAAAUCGAGCUCUCCUCGUGGUUGGUGUAUCCUCUUUAAUUGCCAGCUCUUCCAAACACGCAAAUUGAAGUGGGUUUGCAUGUGUCU